Messenger RNA from Ananas comosus (pineapple), 1137 nucleotides. RefSeq lists its product as uncharacterized. The transcript has a single exon. NCBI's taxonomy places the organism in Eukaryota, Viridiplantae, Streptophyta, Magnoliopsida, Poales, Bromeliaceae. The coding region runs from base 71 to 886 and encodes 271 amino acids. The record is from RefSeq and is a predicted model, not a curated record. Gene Ontology annotation, biological process: defense response.
CCUCCUCCUCCUCCUCCUCAUCUCCUCUCUUAUCCCCCUCUCUUCCUCUCCUCUACUCCUCACCCUCGCCAUGAAACCCUCGGGAGGAGGAGGAGGAGGAGGAGGAGGAUAUCUCCAGCAUCGUGCUCCGGAGGUGCCGUUCCACCUGUUGGAGAUCACGGUGAUCUCGGCGCAGGACCUGCACCCAUGGUCGCGGCGCGUGCGCGCGUACGCGGCGGCGUGGGUGCGCCCCGACGAGAAGCUGCACACGCAGGUGGACCGCUCGGGCCACACCAACCCAACGUGGAACGACAAGUUCGUGUUCCGCGUCGACGGCGCCUUCCUCCGCUCCGACACCUCCGCGGUCACCGUCUCCAUCCACGCCUCCCGCCCCCGCCUCGCCCCGCGCCCCGACCCCGUCCUCGGCGUCGUCCGCGUCCUCCUCUGCUCCUUCCUCCCCCGCCGCGUCGCCGCGCUCCAGGUGCGCCGCCCCGCCUCUCUCCGCCCCCAGGGGAUCCUCAACGUCGCCGUGGCGCUCCUCGACCCCUACAUCCUCAGCAUGCCGCUCUCCCGCGCGCCCCCCGCCUUCGUCCUCAAGGACCUGCCCAUGGCGGCGCCGCGGCCCAGGCCGGUGAAUCGGAGUGGGAAGAGGAUCGACGAGGAGGAGGAGGACGACGACGACGAGGGUUUCGAGCAGGAUCCGGAGAAGGGGGCGUUAAUGGUGGAUCGAUCGGGGCCGUUGGAGGAGCGUAGGUCGGCGGAGAUGAGGGAGAGGAGAGAGCUCGAGUCGAAGAUCGAGAAGUGGAAAACGGAGCUCUCGCCAGAGCACGACGCGGCGGAGCGGAAGAGUCGGAGUCGGAGUCGGAGGAGCUCCUGCUUCUGCGGUGGGCCCGAUUGGGAGCGUUAAUUUAAAUUCAAAAAUUCUGAAAAAAAAAUUCAAAAAUUGGGACGAGGGAGGGCUAAAAAGCAAAUUCGAAGAACUUAAGGGGCCUGGUCUUUUUUUUUUUUUCAUUUUGUUAUAUUUUUCCUGUAUUUUACUUCCUGUUUUUAUUUAGUGGUCGUAAGAUUAGGAUGUGUAUUGAUUUGGUGGAAGCUUUGUGGUAGAAAUUUUCUCACGAAGCUUUCCUCAGGUGCAAAGUGUAAAAUAGAUUCCUUUCC